ACCGCCCAACGUCAAACGCAGGGAGGCGCAAACCCAGGGGCUCCUCCUCCUCCUCCUCCCCCACCUCUAGUCGUCUUCGUCUUCUUCUUCUGUAAUCAUCAGCUUCUCUCUCUCUCUCUCUCUCUCUCUCUCUCUCUCUCUCUCUCUCUCUCUCUCUCUCUCUGUGGUUCAGUUCAGGGAGUAAGGAGGAGCAAUGGCGGCUAUCUCGAGGUAUUGGGUGGUCUCUCUCCCUGUCCAGGACUCCGCCUCCAUCCUAUGGAGCCGACUACAGGAUUCCAUUUCCCGCAACGCCUUCGACACCCUUCUUUACAGGUUUAAUGUUCCGGAACUCAGGGUUGGCACUUUGGAUUCCCUCCUUGCUCUAAGCGAUGAUCUGUUGAAGUCGAACAACUUCGUCGAAGGCGUCUCGCACAAAAUACGACGGCAGAUCGAGGAUUUGGAGAAGGCCGGCGGGGUUGAAAGCGGGACGCUUACCGUGGAUGGAGUUCCCGUUGAUUCGUACAUCACGAGGUUUACUUGGGACGAGGCGAAGUAUCCAACCAUGUCGCCAUUGAGGGAGAUUGUUGAUGGCAUUCAUGCUCAGAUUGCAAGGAUAGAAGAUGAUCUGAAGGUCCGUGUGGCAGAGUACAACAAUGUCAGGGGUCAGCUUAAUGCAAUAAACAGAAAGCAGAGUGGCAGUUUGGCAGUGCGGGAUCUCUCAGAUUUAGUUAAGCCAGACGACAUUAUUGCAUCUGAGAAUUUGGUGACACUUAUUGCUGUUAUUCCUAAGUACUCACAGAAAGACUGGUUAUCUAGCUAUGAGACAUUGACUAAUUUUGUGGUGCCAAGAUCUUCCAAAAAAUUGCAUGAAGACAAUGAGUAUGCUCUUUAUACGGUUGUUUUGUUUCGUAGAGUUGCUGAUAAUUUCAAAACAAGUGCCCGUGAGAAAGCCUUUCAGGUUCGAGAUUUUGAAUAUUGUCCAGAAACACAGCAGAGCCGGAAACAGGAGUUAGAACAGCUCGUCCAGGAUCAGGCAUCAAUGAGAAACUCUCUUCUACAGUGGUGCUACACAAGUUAUGGAGAGGUCUUCAGUUCGUGGAUGCACUUCUGUGCUGUUCGUAUUUUUACUGAGAGCAUACUAAGAUAUGGACUACCACCAUCUUUCUUGUCGGCAGUGGUAGCUCCAUCAGCUAAGAAUGAGAAGAAAGUCAGAAGUAUCCUGGAGAGUCUGUGCGGGAGUAGUGCAAACAACACCUUCUGGAAAGCUGAGGAUGAUGCAUCAUUGGCUGGAGUAGGCGCUGAUGCUGAUGCACAUCCCUAUGUCUCUUUCACGAUCAACUUUAUGUGAUUACGGAGGGUCUGCUUGUCAAUUUCCGAUUAUGUACGAGGCAUUGCUGAGUUAUUUAAUAAGAAAGAUGAAGACUCUAGAUACGCUGUCUGCACUGUAUACUAUUCUUUUUCCAUACGUGUAAGAUCAAUCCGAAAUGCAAUAUUGAUUGCUGCUGUAACUGUCUAGGGAUUUUAACUUUUGUAAUCUCAAGUGCGAGUCUUGGUUGCAGAAUGUGAUUCUGCUGACUGUUUUGGCAUGUUAGCCUAGGACCCGUGACGAAAACAUGCUCAGGGAGCUUAGUUGCCUAUAGUUCUAUCUAUAUGAGUAUCGGAAACAUUGUUAUGAUAAUAAUAUGAUUAACAAUAAAAAUCUGGUUUGGGAUGAGUUC
Messenger RNA from Nymphaea colorata (pocket water lily), 1697 nucleotides. Its product is annotated as V-type proton ATPase subunit C. Gene Ontology annotation, cellular component: vacuolar proton-transporting V-type ATPase, V1 domain. The coding region runs from base 194 to 1327 and encodes 377 amino acids. Gene Ontology annotation, biological process: proton transmembrane transport. Lineage: Eukaryota; Viridiplantae; Streptophyta; Magnoliopsida; Nymphaeales; Nymphaeaceae. Gene Ontology annotation, molecular function: proton-transporting ATPase activity, rotational mechanism. The transcript is spliced from 11 exons. The record is from RefSeq and is a predicted model, not a curated record.